Molecule: messenger RNA, 1593 nt
Organism: Harmonia axyridis
Lineage: Eukaryota; Metazoa; Arthropoda; Insecta; Coleoptera; Coccinellidae
Product: facilitated trehalose transporter Tret1-like
Exons: 3
Coding region: 156-1565 (469 amino acids)
Biological process (GO): transmembrane transport
Cellular component (GO): membrane
Molecular function (GO): transmembrane transporter activity
Source: RefSeq, a predicted model, not a curated record
UUAUAGUAUAAUGAGGUUUAUGUAGAUAAAUAUUUAUAUAACACUUCGAUUCUAAAAAUGGUCUCAAGGAAUUUGCAGUUAUUCUAAAAUUUAAAUAUAUGGAAUUAUUGCCGUAGUAUGCAGGUUCGGAACAGUUGAUCAAUCUUAAAGGGAUCAUGUUCAACUUACUAAGUGAACCAUGGUUCAAACAGAUUCUUGUGGCUAUUGGUCCAAUAGCUAUAACAGGCGUGUUAGGCAUGACAGAAGGUUAUUCAGCAAUUUUAUUACCACAGCUACAAGAGAAAAAUAGCACAAUAAAGAUAAACACUCAACUUUCAUCACUGAUAGCUUCAAUGUCAGCACUCCCAAUGGCUGGAGGAUGCAUUUUAGGAGGAUAUUUCAUGGGGAUAAUAGGGAGAAAAGGAAUCCAUAUCUGGUCUUGUGUACCCCUAGUUCUUGGAUGGCUUCUUAUUGCUUUUGCUCCAAACGUCGUCUUUAUACUGGUCGGUAGAUUCCUGACGGGACUCAGCGAUGGUCUUCUUGGACCUCCCACUGGAGUCUACAUUGCGGAAACGUCCCAUCCCAGCAGCAGAGGUGUUCUCAUCGUGUUAGCUUGCGUGUCCACCACCUCAGGCCUUUUCGCGGUGCACCUGCUUGGAACUUUUUUCACUUGGAGGGUCACAGCUCUCAUAAGUGGUUUAAUCCCUGUACCUCUCGUCAUAUUCAUGUUCUUCAUGCCGGAAUCUCCGACCUACCUGGCUAAGAGAGGCAGACUAGAAGAAGCCACCAAAGCCUUCUAUUGGUGCAGGGGAGAAUCAACACAGUCCCAGAUAGAGUUGAAGGAGUUGAUUGAACGCCAGAAAAAUAUUGAUGAAGCACCCAAGUUAUCUCUGGUGACACAAAUAAGAAACAUUCGAGAUCCUAAGUUCUGGAAACCAACUAUAAUGAUCUCUAUCCUUUUCUUCACGUCUCAAAUAACAGGGAAUAAUGCGAUGGCUAGUUAUUCCAUAAAAAUCAUUCAAGAAUGCGGUUUGAAGGGGGAGGUGUUCGACGAAUAUCUCGCCAUGGUCGUAAUGGAUUCCUUCAGGACUUUAGCCUCUGUCAUAUCCUGUGUACUGGUAUUCAAGUUGACGAGAAGAAACCUCAUGAAAUUAGGUGGAUUCGGGGUAUCGACAUCACUUUUUCUACUGAUUUCUUAUCUGUUCAUUCAAGGAACAACACCUGAUUCCCCAAUGAUUGUUCUAGGGUUGUUGAUGACCUACGUUUUUUUCAUCGCUGUUGGCUUGAUGCCCUUAUCCUGGACCAUGAUGGGGGAGAUUUUCCCUUUGGCUUAUAGAGGAUUAGGCACUGCUAUCACUUCCUUCGUGUGUUACGCCUCUCUGUACUCUGUAGUACAAACAUUUCCAUUUUUGUUUGAGUAUUUCGGGAAUAUGAAAGGAGUUUUGGCAGUGUAUGGCGUUUGUACAUUGUGUGGAACUGUUCUUUUGACUUUAUUUCUUCCAGAAACCAAAGAUAAACCCUUGCAUGAGAUCGAAGAUAGUUUUGUGUCCAAUAAAUGUAAAAAAGAGAUUCAUAUUCAGAAAUGAAAUAAAAAAUACCACAAAUUUUCCACAA